Molecule: messenger RNA, 4753 nt
Organism: Formica exsecta
Lineage: Eukaryota; Metazoa; Arthropoda; Insecta; Hymenoptera; Formicidae
Exons: 13
Coding region: 1046-4711 (1221 amino acids)
Molecular function (GO): 3',5'-cyclic-AMP phosphodiesterase activity
Source: RefSeq, a predicted model, not a curated record
ACGUCUAAGAGGGAGAGAAAAUCGCCGGGAAGCAGCGUGGCUGCGCGGCGAGCAGUGCCGAAGCGAAGAGCACCGAUGUAGCCGAACACAACCGAGGUCGCGAACGUCGACCGAGCGAGUCUCUCUAUCUCUCUCUCUCUCCUUCUAUCUCACACACACUUUCUCUUUCUCUCUCUCUCUCUCUCUUAUACGCGCGUUCUCUUUUCACUCGGCGCUCAGCUCCAAUAUUUCAGUGUAUGCACAUCGGCCGGCCGGCGUGCAUAGUCUCUGUUAAUAGUGUUGUGUUUUUGGAGCAAAUGAUUUUCGCGUAGAAUAUUACUUUUCUAUUGUGCUAUUUUUAUCAACAUAUAUACGAAGCGGCUGCCUGUGUGUGCCAAAUUUAACGAUCAGACAACGUCGUGCUCGUGCCUUGAGCAGCGCCGGGCCCCAGGGCCCGGUCGCUCUUAUUUCCGCCCAGAUCGACCCCGGGAAGCACGCAGUGAUGGAGCUCGCAGGCUCGUCUCAAAGAAGAACCGACCGCGAUCUCUGUACGAGCGUUAACUAUCGACAACAGUUUGCCUUAUUAAUAGUCAUUGCGAGUCAUUGUACAAGAGUCACUACCUCUAUCGACGGAGGUAUAUCUUUGAAAAAAAUAGGGACGAGAUAGAAUACUAGAAAAGAAAAAAGGAGGAAGUGAGAGAGAGAGAGAGAGAGAGAGAGAGAGAGAGAGAGCGAGAAAGAGAGAGGAGAGAUAGAGAAUGAUAUACAAAACGUCAUCGUAUCAAAGGGUCAAGUCGUGUCGAAAUGAAUAGGCGCGAUAAGCAGCCGCGAGCUCGACGAAAAUUAGGGACACGAGAAUGCACAUUGAAGGGGACGUGAUGAUGUGAGAAGAAAACGUAAGAGAAGGAAAAGUGGAUUCCAAGACGAAGACAUUUAGAUAGGAAAAGUGUAUAGAAACGGAUACGCGAAGCUGGCGACCCACGCUCGUGACAGUGGCUCUCGUGGGUCUCGGACCCGCUGCAGAGCCAAUGGUGGGUCACUUUCCAGUCGCGGUAGCGCUACGGGGAUGCAGUGCGGCCUGUGUGCUGUUGUCGCCGGCCUGUUUCGUCGGGCCAUGUGCAUCGCAGGUAGCCGUCGCGGCUCUGGGGAGUCUUGUUAUCAGGAACUGGCCAUGGAUGUGCAAGAGAGACGUCAUUCGCAGAUGGAGCACGUGGAGACCGAACUCAUGAAAGCGAGCGAGAUCGCGGAGAGAGUGAAAAAUGUCAUUCAGAUGGAAGAGAGGCGUACUGCUGAGAUAGCGAUGGAUAAAGAGGAGCAAAAUGUGAUGUUCGUGCGUAUCUUUGAUAGCAGCUUAUAUCGUGAUUCUGGCACAUCGGUCACAUUAUCGAAAGUACGUGAUGGAUCUACAAGAGAAGUAGCAUUCAGGCAUUUAUCUGACACGGACCGAAUUCUGUUGGAAAACUUGGACAUCGAUCGAUGCAGACCUAGGCAAACUGGUCGAUUUUUGACGAUACACAAGAGACGGCGUAAGAAGCUUAUCACUAGAUCCUUGAGUCAAGAGCCUGGCAUUCUAGACGAUAUUUUCCACGGACUAGUGCAGUGCGUUUUACAAAGGGCUGGAAAUUGGAGAUUUAACGCUUUUACGCUAGAAACAGUAACAGGCGGUCGUUCGCUGCCGGUAUUAUGUGUCCAUCUCUUUCAUUGGUAUGGGCUUUUACAAUAUUUCACCUUGGAUGUUGUAACAGUAUGGAAAUUAUUCGCUUUUAUCGAGGAGGGUUAUCACAGUACAAAUCCUUACCACAAUAGUGUACAUGCUACAGACGUCACUCAGGCAAUGCAUUGUUUUCUCCAAGAAGAAAAGAUUAAACCACACCUAACCAAUUUAGAAAUUAUGGCUUCCUUGAUAGCGGCUGUAACACAUGACUUAGAUCAUCCUGGUGUCAAUCAGCCAUUUUUGGUUGCGACGAGUAAUCAUUUGGCUGCACUUUAUCAGAAUACCUCUGUUCUCGAAAAUCAUCAUUGGAGAUCAGCCGUAGGAUGUCUUCUAGAUAGCGGAGUCUCGGCAGAAUUACCGGCCGAUGUGAGACCGGAACUUCAACGGCAUAUCAGUUCAUUAAUUUUAGCAACAGACAUUACGAGACAACAAGAGUUUCUUACAUGUUUUAGGGAUUAUUUAAACCACAAUUCUCUCGACAUGAAACGCGCGGAAGAUCGUCAUUUUAUUUUGCAAAUUGCUCUAAAGUGCGCCGAUAUUUCCAAUCCUUGUAGACCGUGGGAUAUAUCAAGAAAAUGGUCUUACAAAGUUUGCGAGGAAUUUUUCAGACAGGGCGAUUAUGAGCGUCGUCUAAAUCUUCCGGUAACACCGUUGUGCGACCGACAUACCACUAGCAUCCCAAAGAUCCAGGCUGGUUUCUUUAAGCACGUUGUUACUCCUCUUUAUAUGGAAUGGCACCGUUUUCUUGGCGAUGGCCUAAGCGUAUCAUUAAUGGAAUACUUGAAGACGAAUCAGAAAAAAUGGGAAGCAUUGAUCAAUCAAGAGAUUGAACAAACAGAAACCGAAAUUUCCGAGCUGGACGAACCUGAAGGCGCUAUUAGUUCAGGCGAGGAAACAGCUGCCAAUGAUGAUUCAGGCAGUAUCGAUUUAUUAAUACCAGCCGCUUACGCACAAACAGCGCGAAUGCCGACGCUGCCAGGACGAGUUGGACUCGAUCGUGUUGGUAGGCGUCACUCUGUACCUCUAAGCAUAUCGAAACCGUUGAGUGUACCUUCACGUCAGACACCGAGGAGAGAAAGUCUGCCGAGUGAGCAAAUCAAAGGAAAGAGUUCCUUGCAGAAACUAGAAAAUCAAAGUCUGUUAGAGCCUAGCUCGUUAUCCCUGUUGUCCUCCAAAAGCAGCAUAGCUGAGUCAUCGAAUGUUAGCGCUGAGAGACCAGUUAGUGCGAAGGAUCUCCUACCAGAGACGAGUAUAGCCAGUAUUACCAGCAGUACCGAGGCAUCAAAAUUAAACACUGUUUUGCAAUCGGAUGAUCAAUCUAAUGCACAAAUCAAGCAACUCACACGACAACAGACCUUUCCUCCGUUGCAACCGUACACAAGAACAAGAUAUAUGUCUACAACCACGGAGAUGUCACAAUGUUACACUCAGAUCUUAAUAGAAGCCGACAGUUCUUCCAGUUGUUCAACUCCCACGAAGAACAAAUCGUGUUCAAGCGGCCGAUGUUGUUCGCCACCAUCUUUACAUGAUUCUGAUACAUGCUACCAAAAGAAAUCCGAUACCUUGAAAGUCUCCCAAAAAUUAUUAAUGGUAGAUACCAAAAGACGAGGCUCGACAUUGUCGAAUACGAUUAAACAGAAGCAUGCUCUCAGCUCGGAGCGCCGUCAUUCUAUGCAAACUAUUCGCACCGAUGAUUCUUUUUCUAAACAUCGGCGCAAAAGAUCCUCUUCUGCUCAAGAUUCCGAUUCCACACAGGUGUUCUAUGUUACGUUAACGGGCUCUCACGGAGACAAGAACAAUGUUUCUGAUAUGUCUGCUGUGAAAUCUAAAUUGAAUUUGGAUUGUAAUGUCAAACGUAACCGUCAUAGUGCGAAAUUGACAGUUCAAGAACUGCGGACUACGUUAUCAUCUAAAAAAUUAGAUCAAUGUACUUCAUCGGCUAAGAGUGCGUAUUUUGAUCAAGAGCCGCGAAGAUACUCAACCCCUAUCACAGAGUAUAGAACAAUGAUUGACCAUGCAGGUAGACGAUACACCACGAUACCAGUGUCUUCUGAGUUUAGCACUCAUAAAGUGUUCUUUAUCGGUAGUCCUCCCGAUUCACCGCCUCGUAAUCAGAGUGUGUCCUCGUCGAGUGAUAGUAGUGGUGAGCCAAAAAAAAAUAUCGAUGAUUCGAGUAACGAAGCUGUUAUUAUUGGCAGUAAAAGGGAAUUGGAUUGCACGAAAGAAAAGAAUUCGAAAAUUAUGAAGUUGAGUUCUGACGCGCAGAUGAAGGAAAAUGUUGAUCCCCGUACAAACGACGAUUUCGCUAAAACAUUAGCGUUGUCUCGUAGAGGAAGUCAGGGAUGGGCAAGAAGGCGUGGAUCAGCUCCGGUCGGUCUUCUAUCGAAACUCGAUGACUCUAAUCCAACUACUGUACCCACCAGAAUUGAUCAUAGUUGUAGACGUGGAUCUGUACCGACAGACAUCGCUAGACAUCAAGUCGGAGGUUGUAAUCGGCUCGCUUUAGGACCUCGAGAAAACAAUUUUUUAGCCCUAAGAAGAGCUAGUCUUCCGCAAGAGAUUGCACUGGAAAAUCUUUCUGAAAAUGUCUUGACUUUAACUAGCGAUCGUGAAAGCUUUUCAAUCAACAACAAUAAUAAUAACAACAACAAUAGCACUAAUAACAGCAACAACAAUGGCAUUAGUAAACUAUUCGAUAGCAGCGUUUCUGGAAUGUUUUCCCCGAGACGAGGAUCAGUACCAGCAGACAUAUCCGAGUUACGCCACGAUAUGUUCAGUAGAAAUAGCGUAAAUAGCAAAUCACGCAGCCGCAAGAAAAUUUUAAAAAGACGAAGUAGUGGGGGCCCGGAAAUGUUCACCGGGGAAUCCACCGACGGAAACGAUAAUGGCACAUGGCUCAAAUGGAAGAGGGAAAUAGGAAAGCGCGAUCCUGUUCCCGAAGCGCUUGUCAAACGAAGAGGAUCUCUACCUAUAGAGAUGGUGGCUGUUUCACAUGCUGGUCGGUACAACCAUAGAUAAAGGAGGAUAUCGCGUAAUACAAACGGGUACAAAUACGUUUUC